GAAAGCGGCUCAAGCUGGCUCGAUCAAAUGGAUAGAAGCGGACAGAAGUGGAUGGACAGCUGAAAACAGAUCAUCGAAGAUGAUGGACAGCAUCUGAAGCUUGAAGACCUGACGAAUCUUGCUUGAAGUAUUCCUAGCUGCAUGUUGCAGAUGUUGAAGGAAACAGGCCUCAGCCGGCAGCCUCUGUGUAGCCCAAUUGCAUGAUAGAAGCAGGUAGCUCGUCUGCAACAAGCCCUUUCUUCCAAUUGUCGAUGAGCCGCCAUAUCGAAUACAAUAUUUCACGGCAGAGAUCAGCUGGAGCAAGCUAGGUGCAUUAGAUUGACGAAGUAAGCUGGAGCAAUGGAAGGAGGCGGACCUUUUCGUCCGUCAACAGGACAGCGCGCCAGCAUGAAUGGAGGAAUGCAACCACCGCCGACAGCAUACCGUCAGUCAGCCGCAGGGUAUGCGGCGCCUGGCACAGCAAAGGCAGGCAUGCGGGGCCUAGCAUCGCGAGGUGGGGGAAGACCAGGGACCGGGAGCGUUGGGCUGAAUACAGAUGUUCAGGUCUCGGAGAGGCCCGUCACCCAGCAAGGUCUGGUGGGGAUGAAGACUGGCAGUCAAGGUCCCGGCCGGCAGAUUGCUGACAAGUCGUACUACCUGACGCGCCUGAGAGCCAAGAAGCAGGAGCUGCAGGCAGAGAUUGAUUCUCUGACCUCAGAGAUGGGCCGCUUUCAAAAGGACGACACCACCAGCGCCCAGCUCGAGAGGAAGUUGGAAGGGGUGACCAAGGAAGUGAAGGGGUUGCAAGGACAGCUUGCGGACUACAAUUUCGUGCUGGACAAGGUAGGCCAUAGCGUACCGCUGGAGCAACUAAAGGAAGAACUCCGGACGAUCCAGGAGCAGAACGCCCGGCAGCGGCGCAAAGUGGACGGCCUCUUCACUGAGCGCGCGCAGAAGGAGCAGCAAGUACGGGAGGCUGAGGCAGAGGCGGAAAGGAUUCAGAGGGGCAUGGAGACGCGGCUGAACGAACUGGGCCCCGAGCGGCGGCAGCAAUACCUCGACCUACAACAGGAGAACCGACAGCUGGCAGCCGUGACGGCGGACCUAGAGCGACAGCUGGCUGACAUGAACGGCACUCUGGCCGCCAUGGAGAAGGAGCUGUCGAGCAGCAGCAUCAAGCAGCGCGCGCUGGUGCUGCAGCAACAGAUCCGCGCGCUCGACGCGCGCAAGCGCGAGCUGCAAGUCGAGGAGCAGCGGCCGCAGCUCAGCCCCGAGGAGGCGCGCGAGCAGCUCAUCCAAAAGAUGCGCCGUGACAACACGGACAUCGCAGCCGCGGAGCAGCAGAUCCGAGAGCUGGAAGAUGCAUUGCGGCGGGACGAGAGCGCGCUCGACAGCUUGAACGCGGAGCUCACAGAGCAGCACGACGAGAAGGACGAGGAGAAGUUCCGCGAGCUGCAGAGCAAGGACCGCGACAUGCAGGGCUUCAUCGACGGCUACGAGGAGAAGAAGGCGGCCAGCGAGCAGAUGACGGCAGACGCGCAGCAAAACAUCGUCCGACUGCUCGAAAAGAUCAGCCUGGGCCACGAGCACCAGGCUCAGCACGGCACGAAGGGCCACCUUGAUGUGCUGGAAGACGACGCGCACAAGCACCUAGAACCAUCCCAAGCCACCCCGCAGAAACUCCUAGAAGCAAUUCACCAGCGGUCGGCUGAGCUGGAUAAGAUCAACGUGCUGGAGGGCAAGAUCGCAGAGGAGGUGGCGAGCAUCAACGAGAAGAUGGAGCAGAUGAGGCGGGACAUGGGCAGGUUCAGCAACGAGACCGAGGCCAAAGACAGCUGGGAGGCUAGGAAGAAGGAUCUCGAAGCGGAGCGUGCUACGGGACAGCACCGGAAAGACGAGCUCGCGCGCCAGAUCCAGGAGGGGGCCGCGGCUCUGGACGCUCGGAGGGCACAGCUUUCCGGGAACGAGCAUUGGGUGGUCGUGGACAAACUAGAGCACCGGAUGCGCGUGCUGCAGCAAAAUAAUCGGCAGGCGCAAGACAUCCUAGAAGCGAGAGGGGAAGAGAUGGACUGCAAACCCGUGCUGAUGGAGGUCACUAAUCUGCUGACGGAACUGAAUACCCAGUGCCAAAAAGCUGCCCUUGUGUGACUUCCUUACUUGCCUUCCUGGAAAAAAUCAAGAUCACCAGGAUUCUGGCCGUCCUACGCGAAACCAAAAUUUUCAAGUGACUUCGGAAGACUGCCGAGCUGCUACAUUUCUAUCCGAUGAUGUGAAAGCUUGAAAGCGCUGUAUACUUGGGCCCAGCGUGCCUUUUGAAACUCGAGAGGGCUCAGCCUAUACUGCAACUUUUGAGUUGUUUGCUUUGAGCAGAUUAUUUGCAAUGAUCACGAUUCAUUCCCUCCAAGAAAGCUAUUACAUAAGACCUUGAAAGCAGUACAGUGCAGGUUGUCUAG
Molecule: messenger RNA, 2432 nt
Organism: Klebsormidium nitens
Lineage: Eukaryota; Viridiplantae; Streptophyta; Klebsormidiophyceae; Klebsormidiales; Klebsormidiaceae
Source: the annotation of a GenBank genome assembly